Ramularia collo-cygni is the source of this 699-nucleotide messenger RNA. RefSeq lists its product as uncharacterized. NCBI's taxonomy places the organism in Eukaryota, Fungi, Ascomycota, Dothideomycetes, Mycosphaerellales, Mycosphaerellaceae. The record is from RefSeq and is a predicted model, not a curated record. The transcript is spliced from 2 exons. The coding region runs from base 1 to 699 and encodes 232 amino acids.
AUGGCAGCAAUCAAGGUGUUUUCUAUUCCGGAGAUUCUUGAAGAUAUCUUGCUGCGCGUUGCAUAUCAGGCGAAGAAGCACGAAGCCGAGAACUGCGGCACCGUCUUCAUGCAGCACACGGGCAAACUCCUUGAACUCGGCGAUCCGUUUAGGUUGGAGCCCACUGCCAGGCUCUCUAUCAUCCGCGCAGUGUCUCGAGACUUCAGAGACACGAUCAGAAGGUCUCCCAAGCUGCAGCGCGCACUAACCGGAAGCUUGGAGACUAGUGUUGCCCUGGUCAACACGCCGCCGUCCCUGCCGAUGAAAUGGCUCUUCCAGAGGGUGCUUGGGAAGAUGCAGGUGCGCAAUCAACCCUGCGUGGAUCUCACUAUCCAGCAUCAGAUGGGGGUGUUUCGCGACAGGCUGGACACUUUCCUGGGUCAGGGUGGAAGACAGCGAGAGGGUAUUUGGCGACAAGUCAAGAUACACCAGAAGCCGACCACUGCUUUCUUCGAGAUAUGGAUCGCUCCCCGGAUGCCGAGAACGUACAUGGGCGGAUGUUCGUAUACCGAGAACAUUAACAUGAGCAUUUGUACCACGUUGGGAGAGUUCUUGGACAUACUCUUCGAUGUACUGAAUCGCAGCACAUCUGAGCAUGUGGCCAGACAUCAUGCUCUGUCGAUGCAGGGUUGGAAAGACUGGGUUAUCGAUUAUCGUUGA